Melanotaenia boesemani (Boeseman's rainbowfish) is the source of this 5091-nucleotide messenger RNA. Its product is annotated as ral guanine nucleotide dissociation stimulator-like 1. Bases 610 to 2979 code for a protein of 789 amino acids. Gene Ontology annotation, biological process: Ras protein signal transduction; positive regulation of GTPase activity. Gene Ontology annotation, cellular component: plasma membrane. The record is from RefSeq and is a predicted model, not a curated record. The transcript is spliced from 17 exons. NCBI's taxonomy places the organism in Eukaryota, Metazoa, Chordata, Actinopteri, Atheriniformes, Melanotaeniidae. Gene Ontology annotation, molecular function: guanyl-nucleotide exchange factor activity.
GCUCACCUUUUCAGAUAAAUCCCGUCUCAGGUAAGACAUCAAAGCAGCUACCAAUUGCACAUUCCAUUAUCAUCAUUAAGUGAACUCAUGACCGGUAAUAUACUGUUAAAAGAAAGAUCUGUACAUAAUUUCUGUGUAUUUAUGUCUAAACAGAGCUACACGGGUGCAGCUUUUUACCUUUGUUAAAUAUGAAAACGUGGGCGGAGUUUGUGCUUUAUGACAAUAACCAGGACAGUGAACUGGAAUGAUCUUAAUCGUGACAAGCAAUUAAAAUGGGCCAUAAUUAUACAUAUCACAGACUACAACCAAACAAGGAGGAGGCCAUUCCCACACAGAUACAUAUACACUCACACACACACAUGCGCAGGGCAUCAUCCACCCACUGAGACAAUGAACAAUCAGUCCUCGGUGAUAAAUGCCAAAGUCUCUUCCUCCAAGCUUCACUCAGCCUCUACAUGAAUAUUCUGCUUGGAUCAACGCAGCUGUGACCAUGGACUUCAAGAUUCAACAGACGAAAAAUGGCUGGAUUACAAUGAGGCAGCAGGUGUGGGAGAGAUCUUGUAAGGUCUGUGUGGGCCUGUAGCGUGAUCGGCAAAGAGCACGGGGGAGAUGAGGACGGUUCUUCCUCUGUGUGGAGGUGAUGAUGAGGGGGAGCUCCGCAGCCUCCGCAGCAGGGUUGGCAAGAUGAAGAGGCUCCUGUGGCUCAGGUCGAGUCCUUGCGUGGGUGUCCACAUGGACACACAACCUGGCGUGUGGCUCAGGAGCUUCCAGAUGUUGGACACAGAUGGGCAGAAUGAGGACCCGGUGCAGGAGUGGGGUGAGGAAGUGGAGGAUGGAGCCGUGUUUGGCAUCACUCUGCGCAGGGAGCCCGCUCUGACGAGCUCGGACUCGCUGGAGCUCUUACCGGCCUUCGGCUGCGUUCAGUACCACACAGUGAAAUUGCGCAGGCUCAAGGCCGCUACUUUGGAGCGCCUGGUCACCCACCUGCUGGAGCCUGAGCACAGGGAGCCUGACUUCAUCCAUGUGUUCCUCUCCACCUACAGGGCCUACACCUGCACCAACACCCUCAUUGAGCUACUGUUCCAGAGAGACAAAUCAUUCACCAACCCGGAUCAAACCGUCUACCCAUGCAGUUCUUUACUUCCGGUGGUCCGGCUGUGGCUGGCAGAAUACAGCGAGGACUUCCAGGAGCCUCCUGACUUCCAGACCCUCAGAAAGUUGUGUGUCCACCUGCAUCGCCACCUCCGCUUUAGAUGUGUGGCUCGCGCUGCUGAUGCCUUGCUCAAGAGGCUCCAGUUGCAAGAUUGCAGUCAGUCUGCAUCAGAGCAACACAGUGAAUCGUUGCAACAGGAGCAAAGCAAUCAGGAGGAUGGAGGAGAAACGUCCACUAAGGAGGAGAAACACGACUUCAUGGACUUUCCUGUAAGAGAAGUGGCAGAGCAGCUGACCAGAAUCGAUGCUGAGCUGUUUGUCAAAGUAGUGCCCUUCCACUGUCUGGGCUGCAUUUGGUCCCAACGUGACAAGAAAGAAAACCGAAACCUGGCACCGACGGUUCGCGCCACUAUCUCCCAAUUCAACGCAGUCACCAACCGUGUCAUCACCUCUCUCCUCUGCCCAUCCUCGCCCAACCCUUCCACUUCCUCUCCCAUCUCAUCACCCCGCUCGGCCUCGACCUUCCUGUACCCAUCUUCCUCUUCUGCCCCAAGCUCCCCUCGAUGCUCACACACCAGCCCCAUUCACAGAGCACGCAUCAUUGAGAAGUGGAUCGCCAUUGCACAGGAGUGCAGGCAGCUAAAGAACUUCUCUUCUUUAAGGGCCAUCCUUUCAGCCCUGCAGUCCAACGCUGUGUACCGCCUCAAGAAGACCUGGGCUGCUGUGAGCAGAGAAAGCAUGAUGACCUUUGACCACCUCUGUGAGAUUUUCCCUGAUGAGAACUGUGUGCUGACCGGUAGAGAGAUUGUAGAAGAGAGCUUCAGCAGUGGCGUUGUUCCAUACCUGGGUACUUACCUGACCGUCCUUACCAUGCUGGACACAGCACUCAACGACACUGUGGAGGGUGGGCUUAUCAACUUUGAGAAACGCAGACGGGAGUUUGAGAUUCUCAAUCAGAUUCGACAGCUUCAGGCUUUCUGUUCGAACUACGUCCUUCCAGUCAGCCCUCACAUCACUGCCUGGCUGCAGGAGCACACUCUGCUCACAGACCAGGAGAGCUAUGAGUUGUCUCUAGAACUGGAGCCUCCACUUGAUCCCUGCCCCGCCUCUCCCAACUUUUGGAGCAGCCGUCUCCUCAACAAGAAGCUCGCCUCGUUGCGAACAUCCAGUGAGAGCUCCCUCAGGAAGACCCACGCCGACCAGAUCAGCAUAUCGUCUUCUGGCUCCAGCAGUCUAGACAUGGAGGAGCUCUCCGUCCCUCAGCCCUCCCCGAUCGCACCCAAACUCAAGUCUCUUUCUGGCUCUCUUCACAACAUCACAGAGGACUUCUCCAUGUCCUCCUCCUCGUCACCAAGCCUUUCCAGCUCGUCCUGCAGCUCCUCACAGCCAGAUCUCAGCUCUUCCUCUCUGUUGAGUCCUGAAUCAUCAUCACCAUCCUCAUCUGGCUGCUCUCCUCAGGCAGUUCAGCCUGUCUACAACAAACAGAUUGCUGACUUGUGCAUCAUCAGGGUCAGCGUGGAGUGUGCCACCAAUGGAAAUGUCUACAAGAGCAUACUGCUGAGCAGUCAGGAUCACACACCUCAGGUGAUUGAAAGAGCUCUUGAAAAGCACAACAUAGAGGAUGCCAGGUGCAGCAACUUCAGCCUCUACCAGACGCUCAGCAGUGAGAAAGAGCUCCUGAUACCUGACAAAGCCAACGUGUUUUACGCCAUGUGCACAUCUGCCAACUACGACUUCGUCCUGCGCCAGCGCUGGAGGAGCCAUGGGAGACAAUUUGGCUCUUCCUCCAGCCUUGGCGCUCUGCCCAGGAAUCACCACAGGAAGUGAAAAGCAUCUACCCUGGCUGGAAAAAAAUGCUGCUAAACUAAGAGUUGGAACUGCUGCUCACCAUCUGUGGCUCUCCAUAUCUUCCCACCAUCAUGAGACAGUCGGUGAGAAGCAGAAAAGAGCGUCACAGAGUUCUUGUUUGAUCAGGAACAGCACUGAAAUGUGGACGCAAGAACUAUUCUGUGCUGUUUGGAAGAGAUGUCGGGGUUUGCAGAGAGACGUCAAAAAUAGAAGAAAAACCCAAAAUGUGUACAAUCCGAAUGUUUAUCCAGGAUCCUUUUUCCUUAGAUGAACACACUUGUACAACACUGUGGAUGACUGGGAUCCAUAAAUCCCAAACAAACCCAGGAAGAAGACGUGUGCUGUUGUUGAAGCACACGAGAAGCAGCUGGUCUGACACAAUGGCCCUUAGUUGUGACUCAGCAGUGGAAACCGAUAAAUGGAGCUGUGUGGCUGCACAAUCAGGCUGACAGCAGAACUUCUUCCUUCAGCUCAAUAAGCUGAAUUUUUAACAACAGCUGCUGACUUUACAUAGAACUCCCAGUAGAUCAAAAAUGAAAUAUGUCUGAUUCCAAUAAAGCUGAAUUUGCUGGACAACAGUGAAGAGUUGUCCCGAUACAGAGAUGAUGUUAGGAGAGUCUUUAAUAAGUAUUUACUUGUCUUUAGUAACAGAUUUAUAUAUUUUAAUGUAAUUAAAUAUAAUUUUAUCAAUUUAAAUUAUUUAAUGCAUUUCAGUAUUCAUAUCUAAAAGCAAAGUUGGGAUUAUUUAGAAUGUAUUUUUGUGUCCGAUCCAGUAUUUUUAGGCCUGGGCUUUAUUUUUGCAAUGUUUAGGGCAUCCUGUAAUAGAAAUAGAUUAAUCAGUUCAACAUUAAGUGGAAAAACAAAAACACCUCUAAUGUAUAGUGCUGAUAUCUUGCCUUUUAUUUUUACUAAUGCUAGUCAACAAACUAUCUGGAGCCAGGCUUUUCACUUUUUAUCAGCGUUUUUCUUUAGGUAUCUGUUAAAAUUCACAAUGAUCUGUAAGCAAAAAUGUGCUGACAGGAGUUUUCACAUAUUUGUAAUGAAGACAACUUUUUUUAAUCCUCAUAACAGAUUUCAAUAACAUGAAGUUAAGGUUUUUUGCUGUCCAUCUGUAACUUGGCUCUCACUUUUGAUUCCCAUCCAUUUGUAACAAUCCAAUCCUGUUGGUGGCAAAACCAAAAACAAAAUUUCUCCUUUGCUUACGCUGCAACUGUUUGGCGUUUGAUAAUAUUUCAGACCCUAAAAGAUGGGAAGUAAAGGUCCUGGUUAUAAAACAAAUACACCUUUUUUAUGAUAUGCAUAUUUUUGGCAAAAAUCCCUAACUAGCUUUGUUCCUUAUAAGCUAAAAGGAGUUUGUAUCCGUUUGAAUGAAGAAACCUUUUUUAUGUCUUCUGUGUUGACAUGAAGGAAAUUUUUUCUGUUGUAGUAAUUUGCACGUUUCUUACCUGAAAACUGCCAUUUCUGUGAAAAGUUUAACGUUUUAAAUGCUGGCAUGAAAGAUCACAUUUACAUGUCUUUCAAAGGCAGUCGUUCAGGUGAAACCACUGGUCAACAACAUCUGUAAUCCAGGAAAAUAAUAUAUGGACAGACUUUCCGUGAUGAUGGUGUAGAGGCAGUGUGGUGGUGCAGAUGGCUCUUGUAUGUGAACAUGAAGGUUCCAGCAUGUGUUUUACAUUCGAUACCAGUUUUUCUGUGAUGUGAAAUUUUCACCAGAACUACAAAGAAGCUUUUGCAAGUAUUCAAAAAAAAUUCUUUAAAAUUAUGCUAAUAGACUGAAUUAAUUAUGAAAAACGUUUGCACAAAGGUAAGGUCUUUCCUGAGUUUUCUGCAGGGUUUUGCAUCAGUGGGUCCAGGUUUAAGGCAGUUGUGGUUGGGUUAAAGUUGGGUGAACGGCUGGUGAAAUCAGGCCUGCCGGCUUCUACUGUCCAUCAUAUUAUUACUGAGUGUUUGACUUGAAAGUGAUGCCAGCAUUACUGUAUAAACAUGUAUUCUUCUUAUAUUUUAAGAGCUUUUUUAUUUUUUAAUUUUAAUCUGAGCACUUCCUGUACAUAAUUUGUAUUAAAUAUCCAACAAUAAAGAAAAUGAACCUUU